AUGUGCAACACCGUGAUGGAUGCUUACCUUCUGGUUUACCAUCUCAUCUCACAUCCGUGCAGCAACACGCCCCUAGUGAAGGUCAACGGGAAGGAAAUUUGGGAAGGUCAACAGAUCAUGGCUGUGUACUCCCUUCAAGGUACGAUUCUAGAGAAGCACUUGCUCAGCAACGUGAUGCCUGCUUUCUCUCAGGUUAGCAGUGGCUCCACUAUUCAGACGUACGUCCGCUCCUGGCGCUCUUUUCUAGUCGCCGUCGUCAACAUCAAAACCGUCUUCUCAUCGCUUGCCGACAAAUGGUCUCUGCUGAGCUUGGAGGACAGUCCGUUGGACAGGACGGAGGACAUUGCUUUGAGGAAGUGGUCAAGCGUGGUGCUGACACCAAGGAUGGUUUCCCAGCUCCGCAAGGAUCUCCGCGCGCUUCUAGCAGACGAGCGUGCUGGUUACGGUUCCCCGGACCUUUCCUUUGCUGUGGAAAUCAAAGAUGAGCUGUCGAUGCUCCCCGAUUCAAACUACUAUCGAAGUGUCGUAGAGGCAGACUAUAUUCGCGACAUGUGUGAUUACUGCCGGUUAAAAGUCCGCGGCGUCGCUGAGUCUGAUCUCUUUGCCUAUGCAAAGCUGUGUCUGGGUCUGAUUGAGGAGGAGGUGAGGCGCGCAGAAAAGUUCCUCAUUUCUAAGGACCACGCGGUGGAUCGCCUGGUGGAAACGUUGGUAGACGAUCGCAUAUCUGUCUUUGAGUGCGGCAAGUUUUCUGAGUGGCUAAGCUCGCUUGGUCAGCCCGAGACGGACGAGAAACUGAAGACGGUGUUCCAUCUUCUGUGGUGGAGCAAAUGUAAGGGCGCACCUCUCAUGGAGGGAAUGUUCAAAGAGAGCGUAGCACAGCACACAUCUACUGCGCUAAGUGGGGCAGUGUGCGCCGCAGGCGAAGGUACUGAUGCGUACGCCGCCGUUAUCGAGUGCUUCAUCUCUAUCAUUCGAAAGUACCGCGAUGUCGUCAUGUCUGUUUUCGACUACAAUGGCUGCAUGCUGGAGGCGAUGGACGAUGGGCUGCGGUGCGGCUUUACGACUCUGCGUUCCUUUAGCUACAAAAAGCUUUCUGAUCGGCUGGCAGCAUUCUUCAAUGCGAUUCUAGGGAACGCAGGAUCCACGAAGCUCUGCCUCGAGGACGUGGUGAGCGUGUACUACUUUUUGCCGGACGCCGAAAACUCUGCAAAGGAUGCUUUUCUUGUCUCAUAUCAGAAACAUCUCGCCAAGCGACUGCUCUUACACCACUAUGACGAGGAGAGAGAGCAGCGCUCGAUGGAGCAACUGGUGCAGAUCAAACAGAGCCCUAUCCUUUUCUGCUGCCGAAGUAUGCUGAAGGCAACCAGUACACAGAGCAUCUACGUCGGCGCUUCGAGCGUGAAUGGGGUAAAGGUAAAUCCAGCUUUACUCUCGAGAGGAACGUGGCCGAGCCUUCCACACACCCUGGCAAGAUCAGGUAUAUCUGAUUCCGUAUUGCGUCAGAUCGAAGGCGCACAGCGCAUCUGCAGCGAGCGGCGGCAUGGGCAAAAGAUCGAGUAUUCCGCACCGUACUCCUCCGCCGUGAUACGGAUGCUCCGACCAGCAGGGUCGACUGCAGCGGGAGACUCGGUUCAGUUGAAGGUAUCGUUUUUGCAGAUGUGCAUCAUCGAUCACUUCAAUACGAAAUCGCAGUGGACGGUGAAAGAGCUAUGCGAGCUCCUCCAAGUGUCGGAGGUGGAGUGCGCCUUUGCCCUAGAUCCGUUGAUAAGUGCCACAGUUCUCAAGCUUUCGGGAGCAAUGGGGCCGAGCUCAGUCGUAUCACUCGGCACAUGUGAUAGCUUGAUCGGUGACAUGAUCAACGUGAUGCCGUUGGAGUUUCACAGCUUUACUCACCGCGUUGCUGUCAAAUCUCAAGAGCAACGUAUACUUCAGGGCGUAGCAAAGGCAAAUCCUCAAAGGAUGGAAAGCCAAGUCGUGCAUACACUGAAGCAAAGUGGAUCGAAGACGGCUGAGGAGCUAAUGACAUUUCUCACCUCUGCGAAGGACCCUCUUACAGUGUCGCGUGGCGAGCUCAAGCGCGUGUUGGAAAAGCUGAUUGAGCGCGGCCUUCUUGUCCGAGAUGACUCGCAGCGCAAGUUUGUGUACUCACCGUAG
Leishmania braziliensis MHOM/BR/75/M2904 is the source of this 2154-nucleotide messenger RNA. RefSeq names its product putative cullin 2. The record is from RefSeq and is a predicted model, not a curated record. Gene Ontology annotation, biological process: protein ubiquitination; ubiquitin-dependent protein catabolic process. Gene Ontology annotation, molecular function: ubiquitin protein ligase binding. The coding region runs from base 1 to 2154 and encodes 717 amino acids. NCBI's taxonomy places the organism in Eukaryota, Euglenozoa, Kinetoplastea, Trypanosomatida, Trypanosomatidae. Gene Ontology annotation, cellular component: cullin-RING ubiquitin ligase complex. The transcript has a single exon.